Talaromyces atroroseus is the source of this 2625-nucleotide messenger RNA. RefSeq lists its product as hypothetical. Gene Ontology annotation, molecular function: protein binding; DNA-binding transcription factor activity; sequence-specific DNA binding. The record is from RefSeq and is a predicted model, not a curated record. The transcript has a single exon. Gene Ontology annotation, biological process: regulation of DNA-templated transcription; tRNA wobble uridine modification. The coding region runs from base 1 to 2625 and encodes 874 amino acids. Gene Ontology annotation, cellular component: elongator holoenzyme complex. Lineage: Eukaryota; Fungi; Ascomycota; Eurotiomycetes; Eurotiales; Trichocomaceae.
AUGGUUCGCGUUGCUACAGAAUAUAUCAGCGUCGGCGGCAAUCGCCAUCCUGGCGCGGCCGAUUGGGAUGUCCAGUCAGGCCUGCUAGCAUAUGGCGCGGAUAACAAUGUAGCGCUCUGGGCGCCAAGUGUAUGGAAGGCCCGGAUCCUCAUGUCUUUGCUUCAACCUUACUUACUGAUCUGUUUGUCUUUGCAGUCAUACAGAGGCGUCCAUGCAUUGCUCGUUGGCCAUACCGACAAGGUCAGCGCUGUGCGCUUCGUCGAGUGCGCGGAGAUCACCACAAGAGGGCGCCUGUUGCUCACCGGCUCCGUGGAUCGGACAAUCCGGGUAUGGAAACAGACAGACCAGUCAUCAUAUACAUGCGUUUGCGAGCUUACCGGGCACACGGGGACUGUUAAUACAAUUGCGGUUGAGGAUGGUUCGAAUGUUUUCGCGUCCGGAGGUGCUGACGGCACUGUUAGGAUUUGGAGACUCGGUUUCCAGGAGGAAGAUCAAAUAUCGGCACAGUUACUGCAGACAAUACCCAUGAAACCCAGGUUCUUUCCCUUGGCCAUGGCUCUUCAAUCGCUUGAUCUUGAAGACCCGAAGAAGCCAAUGGUACUGGCAGUCGGGGGAACAACUAACAGUGUCCAUAUAUAUUCAGCACAAGACACUACGUCUGAUAUUACUACGCAACCGCUUGAAUUCGUCUGGAAUGCCAAAUUGUCUGGUCACGAAGCUUGGGUGAGAUCGCUUUCUUUCAGAAAGCUCGACACCAAUGAUGACUUCCUCCUCGCAUCAGCCAGUCAAGACAAAUAUAUUCGUCUCUGGAAAGUGCACCGGGGCGAGGUAGCACCUGUACUCCCCAAAGAUGAGGACGAUAUCAUACUAGGCGGUGACGAACCGACCCUGUCCAAUAAAGCGCAUACGUUCACUGUUUCUGACUCGACUUAUUCGGUGACAUUCGAGGCCCUUCUACUCGGCCACGAAGAUUGGAUAUACACUGUCAACUGGAAUCCUAGCACAGAUGCGAAAAAUGCACAGCUUCUAUCUGCUUCCGCGGAUAACUCGUUAACAAUAUGGGAACAAGAUCCGACGACGGGGGUAUGGGUUACGAUUGAGAGAAUGGGAGAACUUAGUGUGCAAAAAGGCUCAACAUCAGCGACUGGCAGUACAGGCGGGUUCUGGAUUGGGCUAUGGUCCCCUGAUGGGAAACAAGUUGUUAGUCUGGCUCGGACAGGGAGCUGGAGGGCAUGGGCAUACGAUGAAGAUUUAGAUAUUUGGCAGCAACGACUAGGGAUUAGUGGCCAUGUCAGGUCUGUCAAUGAUAUCCAAUGGGAGGCAAAUGGUGCGUAUCUUCUAUCAACUAGCUCCGAUCAGACGAGUCGCCUCUAUGCUGAAUGGUUGCGGGAGGAGUCUUCCUCAUCAUGGCAUGAGUUUUCACGACCUCAAAUCCAUGGCUAUGACCUGAAUUGCAUAGACUCGCUGGGACCGGCGAGAUUUGUCUCUGGCGCAGAUGAAAAGCUUUUGCGAGUCUUCAACGAGCCUAAACAGAUUGCCCAAUUACUGGAAAACAUCUGCGGCAUUGCUAUACCACAGAGACAGGAAGAGGAAGAGGAGCUACCAGAUGCAGCCAACAUCCCCGUCUUGGGACUCUCAAACAAGGCAGUCGGGGAAGAUAUCGCAUUAUCGGCGGACGCCGGGCAAGGGAAUGACCAAGCUGAGCAACAGCAACAAGCAGUUGUAUCCUUACCGAUGCACCAGCCCCCAUUAGAAGAUUACUUAGCUCGACAUACUCUCUGGCCCGAACACGAGAAAUUAUACGGCCACGGAUACGAAAUAUCAGCAGUCGCAGUUAGCCAUGACCGCUCCCUGAUCGCCACCGCAUGCAAAGCGAGCUCUAUAGACCAUGCCGUCAUACGCCUGUACGACACAAAGAGGGAAUGGCGAGAAAUCAAGCCUUCGCUAACCGCCCAUUCUCUGACUAUAACAUCUCUUGCCUUCUCAGAUACCGACAAGUACUUACUCAGCGUGGGCCGUGAUCGUCAAUGGGCGGUUUUCAAGCGCGGCGCAGAUGGGAAUUUCUCCCUCUUCAAAUCCAACCCCAAGGCUCAUUCAAGGAUGAUUCUUGAUGCAGCAUGGGCUCCUUCAUCUCCGGGUGAAUCGUCCUCAAGACAAGCGAUAUUCGCAACCGCAGGCCGCGACAAAUGCGUGAAAAUCUGGCGGGAGGCGGCCGAGAGUCCUGAAAUGGAAGGAAAAGAGAAAGAGGGAAACACAUUCGAAUGCAUAUCAACCAUCACACUCAGAACCUCCAUAACGGCCGUGUCAUUCCACUCAGUAGUGACAGCUACUACAGACAGUCUCACUUUCUUACUAGCCAUUGGCGAAGAAACAGGCCAGAUAUCCGUCCACAAGCUGGUGGUAGCAGCAACAACUGCGACGGCAGAGUUGGUUGUUGGUCUAGAUAAAUCUGUUUCACCGUCAAAGUCUGUUACGCGCCUUGUUUGGAGGCCUGGGAGUUCCUCUCGCUUCCGGAAGGACAAAGGGCUUAGUGACGAAGGUAGGGGUGAAGGAUCUAUACUACUUGCUUCUGCAAGUGAAGAUUCGUCUAUGCGGAUAUAUAGAGUUGAUGAUGUACCUACUUAG